Messenger RNA from Perkinsus marinus ATCC 50983, 1077 nucleotides. RefSeq lists its product as hypothetical. The record is from RefSeq and is a predicted model, not a curated record. Lineage: Eukaryota; Perkinsozoa; Perkinsida; Perkinsidae. The transcript has 6 exons. Bases 1 to 1077 code for a protein of 358 amino acids.
AUGAAUGUGGACGUCUCCCCUUCACCACCCAUUCAAGGCAUUGUGGACAGCUUGGGUGGUUAUGCGACUGUUGAUGCAAGUGGUAGAUAUGGUAGUGUCUGCCGAGUUGACCUUGGGGAUCCAGUCAUGGUGUCUGAGAGGGACCAGGAGAGGUCCGCUCUGGGACCUGAUCUACUCAAGUAUGAGCGUAAAGAGCUACUGAGGGUGUCCAAACGCAUCAAGACGAAGAGUGCCAGCAGGGCCAAGCAGUUGGCGUUGCGCACGCGUGCAGCGGCAGCGGCGGCGGUGGCAGCAUCGAAACAGCAGAAGGAUGCCGGUGGCAAUUCAACAACAGCAGCAGUGGCUCAACGAAGCACGGCAAUAGGUGGUGGAGUGGCGCAGCACCCAAAGCGGUCGUCUGGAGCUAGAUUACAGCAUGCUAGGAUGCUCGAGAGAUACGGCGAUCUUACUAGGCUAUCAUUGGAGACUCAGAGUGAACUGGAGGACUCUGAUGGGAGAAUUCAGAGGUUGUUAAAGCGGCGAUCAGCUUUGUCGGAGCAGAGGGUUCAGAUCGAUAGAGAGGUGACGGCAUUGCAAAGGAAGAUGAGAGAGAUAGUAGCGGCGAGUAUGGUGGAGGCAGCGGCGAGGACCACCACCACCACCACAGUAGUAGGAGGCCACUCCCAGCAACAACAACAACAACAACAACAGCAACAAGCUACGACAGAAUCUGAGGCGAGGGCACGAUUAGGUCGCUUGGCUAAGCGGUGGCAGCCGACAGAAGAUCGUGAUAAUAAGCUGGAGGAGGAUCGGGAAGAAGCCGAGAGGAUAUUAUCACAGCGGCACCCAUCACCUAAGCAAAAGGUUCGUCCCCCAGAGAUAUCGAUCGACAUGGCGAGCGCUGAUGUCGAUGAAGAAGACGAGGAGUCUGGUGAGGCUCGGGAUAGUGAGGGAGAAGAUAUGGAGAUUAUGACUGAGGGGGAGGACUCGGAGGAGGAUGCGGUGAUGGAUGACGCGACGGAGGAGUCGGAGGAAGGCAGUGAGAACGGCCAGCAGCAGCAGCAUGGUGAUGAUGAUGUUGACGAGGGCCACGAAUGA